This is a messenger RNA of Cylas formicarius (sweet potato weevil), 1122 nucleotides long. RefSeq names its product pseudouridine-5'-phosphatase-like. The transcript has a single exon. The record is from RefSeq and is a predicted model, not a curated record. Gene Ontology annotation, molecular function: phosphatase activity. Lineage: Eukaryota; Metazoa; Arthropoda; Insecta; Coleoptera; Brentidae. Bases 19 to 735 code for a protein of 238 amino acids.
AUAAAAUGAGUGGUAAAAAUGUUGCGCAUUAACGUGUUGACAAAAUUUAAAAAGAUUUCUCACAUAAUAUUCGACUUGGAUGGCACUUUGUUGGACACCGAAUCGGUUUACAGGAAUGCAAUUGAUUCGAUUGCGAGACGUCAUGGACAGAAGUAUACGUCUGAAAUCGUCGGUAAAGUAAUAGGGAGAGUCGUCCAGGAAACGUCCCGGAUUGCCGUAACCGAAAUGAAUCUGCCAAUAUCUCAUGAUGAGUUUGAGCAGGAACUGCGGCAUAUGUCGGAAAGGCAUUUCAGACAACACGGGGCUAAUCUAUUGCCGGGGGCCGAGCCUCUGAUUAGACAUCUGCACAGCAACAAGAUUCCAAUUGCCGUCGCUACCUGUUCUUCUGAGGAACAUGCCGAUUUAAAAAUAUCACGACACAGGGAAUUUUUUAAACUUUUUAACCAUUUUGUUUACGGUGAAACCGAUCCGGAGGUGAUUAGGGGUAAACCCAGUCCAGACAUAUUCCUGGUAUGCGCCUCCAGAUUUCCAGACAAUCCUCAUCCAAACAUGUGUCUCGCUUUCGAAGAUGCUCCUACAGGAGUCCAUGCUGCCAUCAAUGCUGGUAUGCAAGUUGUGAUGGUCCCAGAUGACAAUUUGCCCGACCACUUGCAGAAAGAUGCUACUUUAGCGAUUAAGUCUCUGCAUCAUGUUCCUUUGGACAAGUUUGGAUUGCCAAUUCUCAAACUCGACUAAGUCUACCUCUUUGUCUACAAUGUAUAUAGUAAUUUAUUUGGAAUUUAUUUUAUUUUUGAGUGAGAUUUACACAUUUUAGAGGGUGUAGGAGUUAUAAUUAUUUAAAAAAGAAUUGCUGUGCUUUUCCUAUGAUUCAGUGUUUUGUUUCUAACGCAGUAUUAAUGCAGUAGCAGUUCUGACGUGUUCAAUACUCUUUGUAUUUAUUAAGCUUAUACUUAAUAAAAGUUAAGUAUUAAAAUUGUUUUUCAAUGAAAAAAAAGUGCGUGUCAAGGACAGUACAUCACAUGAUAUGAGAUUAGAGUCUAAAUUUAAUUCUUAUUGGAUAUAACAUUAGAAAUCCCGCUUUUAGUACAAUAUCAUCAGAUAUCUAAGGGAAGUUGUAUAACA